AUGAAAGAUGCUCCUUUGAACGAAGUCAGUGUUGUGAAGAGAGGGACGGGUAGGAUUGGACAUGGGUGGUUUGAUGAGGAGGCUGCCAAGAUGAAAGAUGCUCCUUUGAACGAAGUCAGCGUUGUGAAGAGAGGGACGGGUGGGAUUGGACAUGGGUGGUUUGAUGAGGAGGAGGCCAAGAUGAAAGAUGCUCCUUUGAACGAAGUCAGUGUUGUGAAGAGAGGGACGGGUGGGAUUGGACAUGGGUGGUUUGAUGAGGAGGCUGCCAAGAUGAAAGAUGCUCCUUUGAACGAAGUCAGUGUUGUGAAGAGAGGGACGGGUGGGAUUGGACAUGGAUUGUUUGAUGAGGAGGCUGCCAAGAUGAAAGAUGCUCCUUUGAACGAAGUCAGUGUUGUGGAGAGAGGGACGGGUGGGAUUGGACAUGGGUGGUUUGAUGAGGAGGCUGCCAAGAUGAAAGAUGCUCCUUUGAACGAAGUCAGUGUUGUGGAGAGAGGGACGGGUGGGAUUGGACAUGGAUUGUUUGAUGAGGAGGCUGCCAAGAUGAAAGAUGCUCCUUUGAACGAAGUCAGUGUUGUGGAGAGAGGGACGGGUGGGAUUGGACAUGGAUUGUUUGAUGAGGAGGCUGCCAAGAUGAAAGAUGCUCCUGAACCAGUGUUGUGGAGAGAGGGACGGAAGUCAGUGUUGUGGAGAGGGACGGGUGGGAUUGGACAUGGAUUGUUUGAUGAAGAGGCUGCCAAGAUGAAAGAUGCUCCUUUGAACGAAGUCAGUGUUGUGAAGAGAGGGACGGGUGGGAUUGGACAUGGGUUGUUUGAUGAGGAGGCUGCCAAGAUGAAAGAUGCUCCUUUGAACGAAGUCAGUGUUGUGGAGAGAGGGACGGGUGGGAUUGGACAUGGGUGGUUUGAUGAGGAGUCUGUCAAGAUGAAAGAUGCUCCUUUGAACAAAGUCAGCGUUGUGGAGAGAGGGACGGGUGGGAUUGGACAUGGGUGGUUUGAUGAGGAGGCUGCCAAGAUGAAAGAUGCUCCUUUGAACGAAGUCAGUGUUGUGGAGAGAGGGACGGGUGGGAUUGGACAUGGAUUGUUUGAUGAAGAGUCUGCCAAGAUGAAAGAUGCUCCUUUGAACAGAAGGUGUACAAAUACUACUCGGUGCUCUCCAUCUAUUCCAAAGGCUGCAUACAGCAAACAAGAAAUCAAGGGCAGACAGUUCGAUUCAAAGUCAAUCUUGUUGACUAAAGAAGAGUACUUUAAUUUGAUUGAAACAGUCAAGGUUGCACUAGGAGCUGAGAAGAAGACGUUCCGGCAGUAUUACAUUCUACGGAGGUAUGAGAUCGUGCAGUGUGGAAACGAUGAGAAGUUAAUCAGAAAGAGAAAGCCAGAAUCAUAA
Molecule: messenger RNA, 1380 nt
Organism: Haliotis rubra (blacklip abalone)
Lineage: Eukaryota; Metazoa; Mollusca; Gastropoda; Lepetellida; Haliotidae
Exons: 4
Coding region: 1-1380 (459 amino acids)
Source: RefSeq, a predicted model, not a curated record